AUGCUUGCGGCGCUGAGCCGUGGGCGGCGAUUUCGUUAUGCCUUUCGAAUUCUACUUGUUAUCGUUGUCAUAUACAUACUGCUCCCUAGCCCCAAGGCACCCCAUUACUCCGCGCACGACCCUCACUCCCUCCUGUCGACCCGCGCCCCACAGAUCCAGUAUGCCUUUGACGCAUCAGCUGGCGGCGACCUAUAUCGCCUGCAAGAGGUCAAGAAAGAGUUCUUGCAUGCCUACAAUGGCUAUCGAACACACGCAUGGCUUCAUGAUGAGGUAAAGCCUGUAUCUGGGGGCAGCCACAAGCAAUAUUGCGGUUGGGCGGCAACGUUGAUCGACACACUAGACACAUUGUAUAUCAUGGGCUUAUACGAUGAGUUUGACGAAGCUGUGCAUGCUGUGUCGCGCUUGAGUUUCGCUUAUGCGCCGUCGGGGUUUUGCGGCGUGAAUCCUUUCGAGACGACCAUCAGGCAUUUAGGUGGCCUACUCUCAGCCUACGACAUCUCCGGCUCUAGAGAUGAAAGACUGAAACGCAAGGCAGUAGAAAUGGGGAACUUGCUCUUCCAUGCAUUUGCGCCGAAUGGAGUGCAAUGUCGUUCAAUCAUCUGGCCGAGAUUUCCUGGCUGGUCAUGCGAACCCAACGCUAUGUUAUCUCUCGCUCGCUUAGGUAGCCAGAGUCUCGAGUUCCUACGCUUGUCGAUGGUCUCGGGCGAUCAAAAAUGGGCGUCGAAGAUCGAGUUUCUUUCCAAGGCAAUGGAACGGCUGCAGGAUUCUUCCCACAUCCCAGGUAUGUGGCCUAAGUUCUUUGACGGAACCUGUUCGGAGGGCGUAUGCGAUCUCGACCCACAAAACUGGCAAUGGUUCACAAUGGGGUCUGGCACAGAUUCGGCUUACGAGUACAUCGUCAAAUCCCAUCUGCUAUAUGGGGCGAAGGAUGACAUCUAUAUCAAGAUGUGGCAGAAAGCCUCACCACAGAUCAAGAACAAGUUGUUGUUCCAGCCCAUGAACCCCCAGAACAACGGCAUGCUUUUCCCAGGAGUCAUCGCAAGUCGUGGAGGUGGCUCGGCUGCUUUUCACCCCGAGAUGGAACACCUAUCAUGCUUCCUCGGUGGUGUCUUCGCCAUUUCUUCUCGACUACUUCCCAACGACUCGUCCGAUGAGGACCUUGCAGUCGCCACAAACUUGACCCACGGUUGCGUCUGGGGCUACGCCUCUACUCCUUCUGGGAUCAUGCCGGAUACUUUUCGCAGUCUUCCGUGCCUCAAUUCUCUCCGCAACUGCUCCUGGGACGAAGCCGCCUACAACAAAGCAGGAGGUCAUCACUACGACCUCAUUACUCCUCUUCCGGUCGGCAUGACCGAAAUCAAGCGCCCGGAAUACAUGCUCCGGCCUGAGGCCAUUGAAUCUGUCUUCAUCAUGUACCGUGUCACUGGAGAUCCAGUGUGGCGCGAGAUGGGGUGGGACAUGUUCCUCGCCAUUCGCAACGCUACCAGAACGAAGUACGGGCAUUCAAGCGUGGCCGACGUGAUGCGCAAGGGCGAAGAAACUGAGUUGACGGAUAAGAUGGAGAGCUUCUGGCUGAGCGAGACGCUCAAGUACUUCUAUCUACUGUUUGCAGAUCCGCGCUUGGUGAGGUUGGACGACUGGGUCUUUACUACGGAAGCACAUCCGUUAAGGUUGACCGAUGAAACUAGAGGCGGUGGUUAA
Molecule: messenger RNA, 1701 nt
Organism: Cyphellophora europaea CBS 101466
Lineage: Eukaryota; Fungi; Ascomycota; Eurotiomycetes; Chaetothyriales; Cyphellophoraceae
Exons: 1
Coding region: 1-1701 (566 amino acids)
Biological process (GO): carbohydrate metabolic process; N-glycan processing
Cellular component (GO): Golgi membrane; endoplasmic reticulum
Molecular function (GO): calcium ion binding; mannosyl-oligosaccharide 1,2-alpha-mannosidase activity
Source: RefSeq, a predicted model, not a curated record